This is a messenger RNA of Tachysurus vachellii, 4710 nucleotides long. It is a transcript of the gene ppp3cb, whose product is annotated as protein phosphatase 3, catalytic subunit, beta isozyme. Lineage: Eukaryota; Metazoa; Chordata; Actinopteri; Siluriformes; Bagridae. Gene Ontology annotation, biological process: calcineurin-NFAT signaling cascade. The transcript is spliced from 15 exons. Gene Ontology annotation, molecular function: calmodulin binding; calmodulin-dependent protein phosphatase activity. The record is from RefSeq and is a predicted model, not a curated record. Gene Ontology annotation, cellular component: calcineurin complex; cytosol; cytoplasm. The coding region runs from base 693 to 2234 and encodes 513 amino acids.
GAUUGCACGGGAUCGGCUUGUGUGGGCGUCCCUGCCUCCGCCAUCAUGCCGGGGUGGUGCAGAAACUCCGUGUCGAGGAAGCCGAGGAAAGCCCUAAGAGAGCGGAAGAGGUAGUCAGGAGACCCCGGUAUCUUUCAGCAUCCGUCUGUCCGUCCGUCCGUCCGUCAGUGCGCGCGCGCGCGUCUAUUCCUGCGUGAUCUUUGCGACAGAGCCGCGUCCGUGCGCCUCCCUACCCUACUUCAUCCUCCUCCUCCUCCUCCUCCUCCUCCGGUGAACGGAGCGGUGCCGCACCGAGUGAUGCUGCUGUGGCCCGCGCUUCCCUCCUAAAGCAUCACAGCCCCAUGAACAUGUCCAACGCAGUCAUGGGUCUAAACCCCACCGACAGGGUCAUCAAAUCAUAACUAUCGUGCUGUUAUUCGGAUCAGUGAUGUGAUGUUCCAUGGACCAUUUGCCGUCCGUUUUUGGCGCACCCUGAUAGGCUGAUAGGUUGGAGGCUGGAGGCUGGAGGCUGGCUAAUGAGCUUCAGACCAUCUUUCUGCUAGUGGUGAAUGCGUGAAUUGCUACAGAGAGGGAGAAAGAGAGAGAUCUGUAGAGCUAGAGAGAGAGAAAGAAAGAGAAGGAGAUAGAGAAGGAGAUAGAGUGGGAGAUCAGCAUCAUUUCAUUCCAAUGAAACCUUUUUCCUGGCCAGUUUGAUGAUGACAGCAGCCAAAGGACGACCUAAAGCGGUCCCGUUCCCGCUGAGCCACAGGUUGAGUAUGAGGGAGGUGUUUGACUGCGAGGGAAAGCCUCGAGUGGACCUGUUGAAGGCCCACCUCACUAAAGAAGGCCGUGUGGAGGAACCUGUCGCUCUGCGCAUCAUCAAUGAGGGAGCCUCAAUCCUGCGCCAGGAGAAGACAAUGCUGGACAUCGAGGCUCCUGUAACAGUGUGUGGAGAUAUUCACGGGCAGUUUUUUGACCUGAUGAAGCUCUUUGAGGUCGGAGGAUCUCCCGCUACAACGCGGUACCUCUUCCUAGGGGACUACGUGGACCGAGGUUACUUCAGUAUCGAGUGUGUUUUGUAUCUCUGGUCACUGAAAAUCCUCUACCCAAAGACGUUAUUUCUGCUACGGGGAAACCAUGAAUGUAGACACUUGACUGAAUAUUUCACAUUUAAACAGGAAUGUAAAAUUAAAUACUCCGAGCAGGUGUACGACGCGUGUAUGGAUGCGUUCGACUGUCUGCCUCUGGCUGCUCUGAUGAAUCAGCAGUUUCUGUGCGUGCACGGUGGCCUCUCACCCGAGAUACACACGUUAGAUGACAUCAAGAAGCUGGACCGGUUUAAAGAGCCUCCAGCCUUUGGGCCCAUGUGCGAUCUUCUGUGGUCGGAUCCACUAGAGGACUUUGGCAAUGAGAAGUCACAGGAGUAUUUCAGCCACAACAGUGUCCGUGGGUGUUCCUACUUCUACAGCUAUCCUGCAGUGUGUGAGUUUCUACAGACUAAUAACUUGCUCUCAGUGAUCAGAGCCCACGAGGCACAGGACGCAGGUUAUCGGAUGUACAGAAAAAGCCAGACGACAGGCUUCCCAUCUCUCAUCACGAUCUUCUCGGCUCCCAAUUACCUGGAUGUGUAUAAUAAUAAAGCUGCUGUGCUAAAAUACGAGAACAACGUGAUGAACAUACGUCAGUUUAACUGCUCACCACAUCCGUACUGGCUACCGAACUUCAUGGACGUGUUUACCUGGUCCCUGCCUUUCGUCGGAGAGAAAGUGACUGAGAUGUUGGUGAACGUCCUUAGCAUCUGUUCAGAUGAUGAACUCGUGAACGAUGGCGAAGAGAUCUAUGACGCGAAUGCUGCAGCCGCGCGUAAGGAGGUCAUCAGGAACAAAAUCCGUGCAAUUGGCAAAAUGGCCAAAAUGUUCUCAGUGUUACGUGAGGAGAGUGAGAACGUGUUGACUCUUAAGGGUCUGACUCCGACCGGCAUGCUGCCCAGUGGAGUUCUUUCUGGGGGAAAACAGACUUUACAGAGCGCUACCAUUGAGGCCAUUGAAGCCAUCGAGGCGGUUGAGGACAGUGAAGCGAUCCGUGGUUUCUCCCCGCAGCAUAAGAUCAGAAGUUUUGAGGAGGCGAAGGGUCUGGACCGGAUAAAUGAGCGCAUGCCUCCUCGCCGUGACGUGCUUAACAGUGUGGGUCUGUCUAUGGGCCGCAUGAACAUGGCCGAGUCCAACGGCACCGACGACAACAGCAAUCUCCAGUGACUCCUCAUCUUUAUCCUCCUCCCAUUCCUCCUCAUCCCUGUCUGUGCCCUUGCUCUUCCUAAUUUUAUCCCCUCAAUCCCUCCGUCUGCAUUGCUGCACUUUUUCUCUUCACAGUGGAAGAGUGACUGUGAUUUAAGACGCAGCCUAAAUGAAGAAGAGCCAGGCUUAUUUUUAUUUGACUUUGAAAGGGAGGAUGUAAACAGCAUGUGAUGAUGGGAGGAGGUGCCGGAGGAAGUAAUUGAAGAAGCACUGGAGGAAGUCCCGGAGGAAGUAAUUGAGGAAGUGCUGGAGGAAGUAAUUAAGGAGGUAAUUGAGGAAACACUGAAUGAUGUACUGGAGGAACUCCUGGAGGAAGUUCUGGAGAUUUGCUCUUGUUUUUAGUGAGGUGGAAGAGAGAGACGAGUGUGUGUGAGUUGUAUAACGGCACAUUAACUAGAAACUAAUAAUAGGAUGUUGGGGUGCUGUUAUCUUGGAUUAGUUUGUGUGUGUGUGUGUGUGUGUGUGUGUGUUUGAGUGGUUGGUUGGUUGACUUGUGUAAUUACUUUGUAAGGAAAGUAAGGCUUUAUCACAGAAGACUGUUCCUGCUGGAAACUGAAUAUUACGGCGUCUGCGAUUUUCAUUCACUGUCAGAGGAGUGUGUGUGCAUGUGUGUGUGUGAGUGUGUGUGUGUGUGUUUGGGCUGACCUUUUCAUUUAAAAAACAAAUAUCACUUAUAGAAUUAUAUCAUUUUUGAAAUUUAUUCCUUGAUGAUGUUUUAUAGUCUCUUGGCUCACAUGCUGAUAUUAAAUUAAUCUUUCAUGUGGAGCAUAUUUCAAACUCAUAUUCACCAUCAUCAUCCUCAUCAUCCUCAUCAUUAUCAUCUGCCAUUCGUGAUUCAAAUCUUCACACCUUUACCCGGUAAACAAAACACCAAUCUAUGAAGCAUGAAGUUUUUCCAUCACGCUAAUUUUUUUUUGUUUUUAGUCACUGUAUAUGCUUACUAUAAAGUGUACAAGAACACAAAACCAUUGUAGACCAUCUUGAAUAAGAGUCUGUUGGACCAAGCAUCAGUAUAUCACAUUUUCAAGACUCUUCAGACAUUCUGCAUUAGCAACAUGACUCAAGUCACUGAAACACUUCAUACAUGUCUGAAAAUAAAAGAACAAGCAUACGGCUUCAACAUUUCCCCAUCAGAAAGCAUGCACUAUCACACUGUCACACUGAACUAAAAACACUAACAACUGAGAGCAACACAUGGUUUCAUAUUUAAAAUGAAAAAAAAAUAAAGAAUAAAAGUAGUGGUGUUGUGUUACGCUGCUAAUAUUCGGCUUUUAAUAUGUGCGAAUGAAGUUGGCUGUAAAUGAUGAGUUUUUAGCUGAGAGGUUUCAAUUCAUUUGUGGUUCAGUGAGUAAGACUAGACCAUGAGAUCCUUAACAAUGAGACGUUCAUCUUUUUUUUUUCUUUUUUUUUUUUUUUUUUUGUAAAAUGUAUUCAGACAGCCCUGUGUGUGUGUGUGUGUUUAAACUUUGACAAAACAAAAGACGUUCAGAUCUAGGAGGUUUUUUUUCUUCGUUCAUGUUUACUCGUCUGCUCUGUGCGAUGUUAACGCUGCUGUCGCUGCAUCUUACUGGAACCGCUAUAAACAGCUGCCGGACUCAACAAUAGACGCCUUCACAUCAACACGUUUCUAUCUGUAACAGCAGAGGAGGACCGGUGCGAUUAAAAGGUUCUGGUGUUUGUGGACAUUCACACACUGACAUUCUUUGUGCAAAUAUAGAACUCAAAUACUGUAUGGUCUCAAUCAGGUCCUGGCAUGUCCAGCUAUAAAAGACUGAUCCGGCUGCGCCGAACACGCCUUGGGAUCUUGCUUUGUACAUAAACUGACAUUUUUUUCACAUUGUUGUUUUUUUUUCUAUUUAAGUGAACGAUUUAUUUAUGUUUCUUUUAUGUUUGAUUUUUUUAGCUCGUUUACCGUAUGCUGUACACUUCAGUGACAACGCUUGUGGUAUUAUUAUUUAUAUAUAUGAGAUUUUUUUCCCCUCUCAUGUACAUGAUCAUGUACAGAAGUCGUUCAGUUGAGUGAAUGAUCAUAUAACUGUUUGAAAAGCCGCACAGGCUGCAUGACUGCAUGGGAAAUUCAACAAUGUAAAGCAAAUAUGGAUGCGCCUUCUGGUGUCCUCAUGUUUUUAAAGAAGAUAUAUUCCGCUCAUCAUUAUUCUCUUCAUUAUUCUUCUUGUUUAUUAUAAAAUUAGCUUUCUGCUGUUUCUGGCUUCACUUCUCGUUUGGUCCCUCAUUGUGCUUUACUUUAAAACUGAAGCAGUUCAUGAGUUGUUUGUGAUUCUCUCUAUCUUUCUUUCUCUCUCUAUUUAUCUCUCUCUAUCUCUCCUCGUAAUUUUCUUAGUUUUGCCAUUUUGACUAUUGAUCUACACACAAUGUACGCAUGCCCCAUGGGACAAAUCUCUUUUUUUACUCUUGAAUAAAAUAUGCAUGGACCUUU